Spirometra erinaceieuropaei is the source of this 386-nucleotide messenger RNA. Lineage: Eukaryota; Metazoa; Platyhelminthes; Cestoda; Diphyllobothriidea; Diphyllobothriidae. The record is from the annotation of a GenBank genome assembly.
AUGGACUUCUGCACGAGUUCGAAGGCUGAGAACUCGACCACCCUUCUUCUUUCUUCGUCUUCUUCUUCUUCUCCUCCUUUUCUUCUUCUUCUUCUUCUUCUCCUCCUUUUCUUCUUCUUCUUCUUCUUCUUCUUCUUCUUCUUCUUCUUUCUUCUUCUUCUUCUUCUUCUUCUUCUUCUUCUUCUUCUUCUUCUUCCACUUCUUCUUCUUCUUCUUCUUCUUCUUCUUCUUCUUCUUCUUCUCCUUUUUUCUUCUUUCUUCUAUCUUCUUCUUCCACUUCUUGUUCUUCUGCUUCUUUCUUCUUCCUCCGCUUCUCCUCCUUCUUCUUCUUCUUCCACUUCUUUUUCUUCUUCCUCCACUUCUUCUUCUCCUCCUCCUCCUCCUUC